AUGGAUCAAGUUGCUACCACAGUGCCUAGUGGUCAUACAGAAAAACACCUUCACAAUUCAUCUAAAAGGGGAGUCAAUAAAUUCCUCAAACAGAUUCGCAAUCUUAAUUGGGUUAAGAGAUUGCAAAUUUCCAAAUCCGAAUCUAAAAAGGAUCUUGAUAACUCAAGAGUUGCGAUAGAAAAUCCAAAUGCUCUUUAUGAAUUUGAAGAAUCUGAACUCUCAGGUCGAAUCAUCCCCAUUUUUGGCUCAGAAUCCGAUUAUCGGCCUCUUUGUUUACCUGCAAAUAAUGAUGAAGCCUCCUCCCUAGUAAAUCGCGUUCGAAUCAUUGACAGUCGACAACUCACAACUUUUCCAACAAUAACCAGUAAUUGCGACCAAGAUACAUCCCCACUCUCUCUUACUUUUGGAAGCUCUCGUCCCAACCAACAAUCUCUCCGUGGUGAUUCAAAUCUUUCCUUCACAAAUGGUGGUUCGUUUCGUGAAUUUUUAUUUUCUGACAUGGUGUAUUCAAAAAUAUUCCAGUAUUGCCUUCAGUAG
This is a messenger RNA of Rodentolepis nana, 537 nucleotides long. The record is from the annotation of a GenBank genome assembly. Lineage: Eukaryota; Metazoa; Platyhelminthes; Cestoda; Cyclophyllidea; Hymenolepididae.